CCUAAGUAUAUUGUCAACAAUAGCCAAAGUCAAGAUGAGACCUGCUUUAACGGUGGUAAAUGCAACGAGCAAACAAACUGCAUCCGUUAUAUUUUUCCAUGGCUCCGGCGACACUGGUCCGAAUGUAUUGGAAUGGGUGCGCUUUCUACUGGGACGGAAUUUGGAAUACGGCCACAUAAAAGUCAUUUAUCCAACAGCACCAGUGCAAAAGUACACGCCGUUGAACGGCCAAGAGUCCAAUGUGUGGUUCGAUCGACGCUCGGUAAACAUUGCGGCACAGGAAAGCAAAAAGAGCAUGUCACAAUGUUACGAAAGCGUUAAUCAGCUUAUCGAAGACGAGGUCUCGAACGGCAUACCGGCCAGCCGCAUCAUUGUGGGCGGCUUCUCAAUGGGCGGCGCGUUGGCCUUGCACACGGGCUACCAUUUGAAUGCUGGACUAGCGGGUGUCUUCGCGCACUCUGCCUUUCUCAACCGUAACUCCAUCGUCUAUGAAUCGCUGCAGUCGAGCUCCGAGCAGAAGGAGCAGCUUCCAGAGCUCCGAAUGUUUCAUGGAGAGCGCGACACCUUGGUACCGAUCGAGUGGGGCGUUGAGACUUUUAAAGCUCUUCAAAGUUUAGGUGUCAACGGUACAUUCCAGCCAUUGAAGAAUACACUGCAUGAACUGAAAAAAUCGUCGCUUGUUGAUCUACAGGAAUGGAUUCUAGAAAAGCUACCUCCGCUUGAAAACAAUGUACAAAAUAAACUGUGAGCGUAUAUGGCAUAACACCAGCACAACUAUCAGCGGCGCAGAGACAAGGCUUGCUAUCACUUGCUUGAUCUUCUACGUGAUGAUCUUCUCCGCCGUAAUGAAAACUCAGUUCUUCCUGGGCAAGAAUGUUGCGUGCUGCGAAAAUACCUUUAAAAAUGUACAUAAAAUUCUCCGGUAAUAUGAAAACAAAACAAAAACGUUAAUAAAACUCACAUAUUUUUGGUAUGGGACA
Molecule: messenger RNA, 980 nt
Organism: Drosophila obscura
Lineage: Eukaryota; Metazoa; Arthropoda; Insecta; Diptera; Drosophilidae
Product: lysophospholipase-like protein 1
Exons: 2
Coding region: 35-748 (237 amino acids)
Biological process (GO): protein depalmitoylation
Cellular component (GO): cytoplasm
Molecular function (GO): carboxylic ester hydrolase activity; palmitoyl-(protein) hydrolase activity
Source: RefSeq, a predicted model, not a curated record